Messenger RNA from Babesia bigemina, 1659 nucleotides. Its product is annotated as Nucleus export protein, putative. The record is from RefSeq and is a predicted model, not a curated record. The transcript has a single exon. Gene Ontology annotation, cellular component: nuclear membrane; nuclear envelope. The coding region runs from base 1 to 1659 and encodes 552 amino acids. NCBI's taxonomy places the organism in Eukaryota, Apicomplexa, Aconoidasida, Piroplasmida, Babesiidae. Gene Ontology annotation, biological process: nuclear envelope organization; lipid homeostasis.
AUGGAGGAAUUUUCGAAUAAUGGAGGGGCCCCUGAUAUCGGUGAUACCCUAACCGAGCUGAGCGCCCUUACCCUGUCGUCACGGGAUUAUGACAAUUCGCAGAGCGGGAAUUCUACGGGAACAAGUGGCGCUCAAAGAAAUAAUGAUCAUAAGAGCCGGGAUAUCUAUGAGUCGAACGAGGACGUGCUGUUUGUCGGUACCAAUAUACGCGUGAAGACAGAUCGCGACGAACAGCGCUGCAACAAAUACGACACAGGCUAUCAAACAUCGGAUCCCGCACACACUGAUGCAUUGCCUCUACCGUACCGCAAUGAUACGAUCUAUGAUAAUUACAACAAUUCAAACGGGACACUAGACUGCAAUAACGCAGGCGGGGAUCCUGCGGUUGGCAAUAUGUAUACGCAUAGCAUGGAUAGUACUGCAGCAGGAGACUCUGGUAACGCGGAUGGGGAUGAAAUCACUACGGUAUUAAAGAUGCCGUGUUAUUCCGAGGAGAAGCCACAAACGGGUUUCUUACUUAAUUUUUUUCGACGGAAAGGGGCAAAGGCCACCUUAAAGUCAAUUGUCAAGGGCAAGCCUGUCUACAACAAAGUUAUUGAUCUGGAUGCGGAUUCCACCACACCGUGUGAGUAUGAAGACGUCAACGAUGCGCUGAGACAGAUCGUUAGCACCAGGUCGGCCGGGAGAGCGGAGUCGGUUAGCGGAUCCGUAUCCAACGGCUCCUCCACGUCGAACCGGAGAAGGAGGUAUCACCACAACGAUCAUCACCAUAGGCACGACCAUGUUUCCCACAGGCCAUAUCCGUACCAGCCCGUUGUAAGCGUGGCGCGGAUGGAGCCUGCCCAGAUGGGUCGGUUUGAUUUCUACGGCCCGGGAGUGACGCACAAGACCGAUUCUGCCGAGUAUCAGCCGAUGACUCCCGACCUUUUCAACGGGUGGGUACGCGCAUUUUUCAACGUCGCAGUAACGACGGUGCUUCUGUACUUGGGGUUGGUGUUUAUACUUGCAAUAAGCCGUGACAUUGGCAAUGGUUUGGAAAAGAGACGGCAAAUGGUCAAGGCGGAAGCUAUGUUGUGCCAGGAGCUCUACAGGAAGAACAAGUGCAGAACUGUUAAUGUCCCAGCUUUGGAACAGCAGUGUCGAGACUGGGAGGCGUGUAUGUACAAGGACGCCAUUCUCUACGACGACACCUCGUUCUUGUCUGCCGAGGUCCUAGGUGGAGUAAUCAACAAAUUUGUAUCGCAACUGGAUGUACGCACAGUCGGCAUAGUGAUCGCAGCGUUUUUGGCGCUUUUUGUUGGCAGCAAUUGCGCCCUCUCAAUGUCUGGUUCCCCAAGGCAGUCGAGACCCGGAUGGUUCAGGAGGUUGUUCAGCAGAAAUAGACAGCCUCAAGAUGGUUCUGACAUCCUUCAAGGAAAUGGGUUCGCAACCAACCCCCAGGUCAUGCAUGUUAUGCAUAACCCCUAUCUACAGCCAAACUACUGUCUCAUGGGAAACUACCCGUAUGUUGACAACAGGUACCACUCGCCUACGCCACCAUCGACGUCUCUAAACUACUACAACGACAAGCCAGACGACGAAGCGUCGUGGUCAACAAAGUCUGGGCCAACAACAGCGUGGAAACGCCGUUUCACGUCAACCUGGGUUGACCAGAAUUAG